AGCAGCGUUUCUCUCAGGCUGUAGCUUCGUCCCUGUCGUCGACUCUGAGGAGUCCUACAGGCGCCAGAGACAACGACUCGGAGCCUUGAGACGAGUGAAGUAAAAGGUGAAGAUGACUCAGGCGGAGAAGGAGCAGGACAACGGGAAGGAGAAAGAGAAGGAGCGAGAGAAGGAGAAAGAGAAGGAGCAGCAGCGCGGGGUGAAGAGACCCAUCGCUCCUCCGGUCAUCUCGGAGCCCCUGCAGGAGCAAAUACAAAGCAACUUUAUAGUUGUCAUCCACCCUGGUUCAAGGACACUCCGUAUCGGCCGAGCAACAGACAAUCUUCCAGUGCUGGUCCCACAUGUGAUAGCACGCAGGCACAAGCAAAGUGGACAGCCCCGGUACGAAGACGCCUGGCUGCUGCGAGAUGGUCUCAAUAAACCAGAGAGUAAAGAGCAGAGGCAGAACGGACUUAAAAUGGUCGAACAGGCCAUCUGGUCAAAGAAGAUGUCAAAUGGAGUGCGGAGAACUCCCGUGUCUGCUGAACAGGCCAAAGCGUAUAAUUGUCAGAUCCGUCCGGCGGUACUUGACAGCAGCUCCAGAGUGAAGUGGACCAACACAGCCCACCAUCCUCCUCAUCUGGUGGGAGAGGAGGCUCUCAAUGUGAAUCCAUCCGAUUGUUACAACAUCCACUGGCCUGUAGUCAGAGGUCAGCUCAAUGUGCACCCGGGUCCUGGAGGCUCACUGACUGCCGUCCUGUCUGACCUCGAGACGAUCUGGAGUCAUGCCAUUCAGAAGAGUCUUGAGAUCCCCCUCAAAGAUUUAAAGUAUUACAGAUGCAUCCUAUUGGUCCCUGACAUCUACAACAGGCAGCACAUCAAGGAAGUUGUCAACAUGCUGCUGCUUAAUAUGGGCUUCUCAGCAAUCAUUGUGCACCAGGAGUCGGUCUGUGCUACAUUCGGCAGUGGGUUAAGCAGUGCGUGUGUCGUGGAUGUAGGAGACCAGAAGACCAGUCUCUGUUGUGUAGAGGACGGAGUGUCUCACCGGAACUCCAGGUUGGGUUUAGCGUACGGUGGCUCGGACGUGACCCGUACUUUCUUCUGGCUCCUGCAGAGGGCGGGGUUUCCCUACAGGGACUGUCAGCUGGGCAGCAGACUGGACACUCAGCUACUGCAACAGCUCAAAGAGACGUUCUGCCAUCUAAACCAAGACAUUUCAGGACUACAAGAUCAUGAAUUCCAGACACGUUUCCCAGAAGCCCCGGCUCUACUCUACCAGGUUCGACUAGGAGAUGAGAAAUUACAGGCACCCAUGGGACUUUUCUACCCAACCACAUUUGGCAUCGUAGGUCAAAAGAUGUCAUCACUCCAGUACCGUUCCCCAGGCGACUCGGAGGACCCUCAUGAUGAACACUACCUGCUGGCCACACAGAGCAAACAGGACCAGUCCUCCAAAUCGGCUGCAGACCGGAAGGCUAUCUCCAGACCUGGUGGAGCUUUGGAUGGUGAGAUGAGCAAUCAAGGAGGGAUCGGAGAGCUGUCUGACUUGCCCAGGGGCUGCGGGAGUGGUGGCAGUGGAGUAGGGAUGCAAGGGGAGAUGGAGCUUGGGCCUACCCAGGGGGAGUGCCUGAUGGCGGCGGGAGACGUAGAUGAGCCCCUGUCUGCUCACCUCUCCAGGAAGACUGCGAUCAUGAACCAGUUUGAGAGCAAAGCACUGGGCCUGGAUAAAGCCAUCCUGCAUAGCAUCGACUGCUGUGCCUCAGACGAAACCAAGCGUAAGAUGUACAGCUCCAUCCUGGUAGUGGGAGGUGGGCUCAUGUUUCUCGGAGCUCAGGAAUUUCUGCUGCACCGCAUCAUCAACAAGAUGCCGCCCUCGUUCAGAAGGCUGGUAGACAAUGUGGAAGUUAUCACUCGACCAAAGGACAUGGACCCUCGUCUGAUAUCGUGGAAGGGGGGAUCCGUGCUGGCGUGUUUAGACACCACCCAAGAGAUGUGGAUCCACCAGAGGGAGUGGCAGCGCUUCGGUGUGCGAAUGCUCCGAGAAAGAGCUGCCUUCGUCUGGUGAAACAGAACCAAACUCAGAAGCUCCUUAAAGAAACAAAGCAACACAUCAAGACUUUUGUCACACAAUGUUACAAUUCUCAAUCAGUUGAUAAAACUCUUGAUCAGACCAUGGGUGUUUUGCCAGAAGCUUAAGUUAAAAUCAAUGUUACAGCCCUGUGAAUAAUGGGGAGGUGUCAUUUUUCUGAUCCCACCAGAACAAUUAUUUUUUGUUGUGGUUGUCACGUUUGCAGCUUCUUGCUCUGAAAGCCCAGCGGUUGCGAUUUUCUUGAAUGUUUGAACAACCUUUAAUAUGAGAGUGCUCACUUUUUACAAUUCUGUAAAUAUUACUGUGAUUCUCCCAUAUGGAAACCUAGAGCUGUGUUAAUAAACCUGUCAUACUUGGUUACUCA
Molecule: messenger RNA, 2432 nt
Organism: Limanda limanda (common dab)
Lineage: Eukaryota; Metazoa; Chordata; Actinopteri; Pleuronectiformes; Pleuronectidae
Gene: actr8
Product: actin related protein 8
Exons: 13
Coding region: 113-2044 (643 amino acids)
Biological process (GO): regulation of DNA-templated transcription; double-strand break repair
Cellular component (GO): Ino80 complex
Source: RefSeq, a predicted model, not a curated record